This is a messenger RNA of Brassica napus (rape), 1855 nucleotides long. RefSeq names its product putative F-box protein At3g10240. The transcript has 5 exons. The coding region runs from base 46 to 1050 and encodes 334 amino acids. The record is from RefSeq and is a predicted model, not a curated record. NCBI's taxonomy places the organism in Eukaryota, Viridiplantae, Streptophyta, Magnoliopsida, Brassicales, Brassicaceae. Gene Ontology annotation, molecular function: protein binding.
AAAAAAGGUCAGACAGCAACUUAGGGUUUUGAGUCUUCGCGUAAGAUGGAGCAACUAUCGACAUUAGAUUUUUUUUUACCCAGGGAUCUAACCUCAGAGAUUCUCUUAAGAUUGCCUGCCAAAUCUGUUGGGAAAUUUCGUUGUGUGUCGAAGCUUUGGUUAUCAAUCACCACCGAUCCAUGUUUCAUCAAGUCGUUUGGAACUACACGACCAAGUCUUCUACUCUGUUCAAUACAAGGUCACAAUAUGUUUGUUACUCCUUCUAUCAGGUCAUACUCUUCUUCUCAGCCUAUUUAUCCUUAUCCUAUGAAAGUUCUAGGAGAACAUUGUUACUUCCCCCAUAUGGAUUCCGUGCAAGGUUUGAUCUGUAUUGUAGAUGUAGACUCCCUGAAGCCCCUAGUUUGGAACCCUACCAUGGGCCAAUUAUUAGUUUUACCUAAACCCAAAUUGAGCUCCAGACAUAUGAACGUGUUUUUAGGAUAUGAUCCAGUCGAAGGUAAACACAAAGUAGCCUGUUUUCCCCAAAAAAAAAUAUGCUACGUCUGCCGAGUUUUUACCUUGGGAUCAGGGCAAGAAUCAUGGAGGACCGUCAGAACUAACAUUGAGCAUAGUGUUGCCGUUGCUUCUGGUAGAUGCAUCAAGGGGGUGAUAUAUUAUCUAGCUUUUAAAAGUCAAGGGUCUGAUGCGGUUGUUAUGAGCUUUGAUGUGAGAUCUGAAAUAUUCCAUAUGAUAGAACUACCCUCAAGUAUUCAUUGGGAUUCGCUGAUAACUUACAAGGGGAGAUUAGCUUGUAUUGAUGCAAAUAAUGAUAAAAGAUUGUGGAGUUUGGAGGAUGUAACAGAUAAACACAAGUGGUCGUUUCAAGACUUUCUCUCACCUUUAUACAAGAUGUUUGAACUACAAGGUUCCACUCAUGCUGAUGAUUGUUGGGUGUACAUAAGACAGAUUCUCAGGGAAAUCUGCUGCGAUGAUCAAAGCUUUAUCAGAUUAUGUUCACAGCAGAGGGCUUAUAUACACAAUUUUCACCAAUUAUUAUGGCAAGGCAAGUGAAAAAACAGCGUUGCUCCUUGAUUAUUUUUUGAAUGAAUUGGCUGAUCAUAUCGGAACAUACAAGCUGAAGGAGGAAACAGACGACUUGGUAGCAACCAGGGAGAUCUCAUAACAUGAUAAGUCCCAUUCAGAUAUGCAAACAGCAGUUCCUUUUCGACAAGUCAAUGUGAAUAUCGAGAAAACAACAAAUGAAGUGACUAAGAGAAUUGCGCACCUCCUAUAUGAGGCCCACAAGGCGGCUGCAGCGUUCAGGGAAGAAAAUUGAAAUCACACCUAGCUGCCUCUACCGUGCUCUUACUCACCACUGUCAAGCCCAAAAUCAUUGGAGGUGAACGCACUCUCUUAUACUCACCAGGUUAAUUUCCCCCAAACACUUGGGCAACUAGCACAUGUUAAUAUGGAAAGUGGUUCGGUUCACACGCUGGCUUAGCUUAGUUAGUAUGUUUUGUUGAUGCACUGUGUAGUACAAUCUUCUGUAUUCAGAUAACUACACUUUUGACUGUCUUCUCCAUGGUCAUGACGUCAGGGAGAGUGGCGCUUAGCUCCACACCAUCAUCACGGUUCUUUUCUUAUGACGAAGUCUCUCUCACCAAAGAAUAUCUAACAUGGUAGGAUGUGCUACCCUCAGACACUUUAGCUAAUUGUCAGAGAAGUCUAAGCUUUCCUAACCAAAUAGCCAGCUCAAGCUAUUAAACUAAUAAAAAAAUUUUGUUUUGAUGAUUUACGCAUGGCAUAUAAGUUUAUCGUGUCUUAAUAAUUGUGAAAAGUUACAAUAAAAAGUAUGAAUUCAGUUUUUUUUUUGAUA